AUGCGGGCGCUUCUUUGGUAGGUCUCCGUCUGAACGAGAAAAAAAAACCUUUGCUUUGCUAUAAUCCACUUGUGAAAACAAUACUCCGUUGAGAAAACAACCACAAGAUGUUCAGGGUCCAGUUCUGCUUGUUUUAUGCGAUUCCCAGCGUCACGAGUGGCGGAACCGAGAGGAAAUGUUCGCGAAACAGGUGCGAAAUGCCUAUCAAACCAAAACAUACAACGCUCUGCGGCUCUCAACAUCAGUGCAAUUGGCGAGAAAUGAUGAAUUUCCGAGACUGAACUGGGUCCAGGCCGCCGAAAGUUGCAACCUUUCAAUAUCAACCCAGAGAGCGCGUUGAAACUUUGUUAAGAAGGGAAGCCCUUGAGAAAUCUUUUAAAGGACCUUCGGCUCUUUUGACAAGCUUCACCCUCGACUUGAUUUACCUCACACAAGAAACGAUCAGAGCGUUCCUCACUCACAGUUUUUACCUUAAUAUAUUUAUGGAAAGGUCUCUGGAGGUUUAGGGUGACGCUAGAGUAAUUUUUCAAAUUGGUCCCCUUUAUCCCGUAAACAACAGAAUCCUUAAUUUGAUGACAAGAAUACCUUUCUGAAUUUUUUGGUCCUAACUCAUUCAUCUGUCCUCAGUUUCUAGGGAACAGCUUUUUUUUUGAUAAAGAGAAUAAAAAUAUUUUGCAUCUAUUUGAAUUAAAUGUGAAAUAUAUACAUAUAUUUUUGUUUUUUAUAGAUAAUUAUUCCAUUUCAAAGUGUUACAAGUGAAGAUCUGAGAAGCCAUAAAUAAGGCAAGCUUUGUUAUCCCGCAAAAAUAUUGCCGGUUAGGUUUUCUGCCCAGCGUCUGACAAAAUUUUCAUUUUGAAGACACAAAACACUCGAAAUAUUUUUUGCAUUCGAAAAAUCGGAAUGAAGCCAGAAAGCGCGUUUUCAACAAAAUAGAAAAGGAUUUCGGGGAAAAAUCAAUGAAUUCAGUAUCAACUUGGGUAAACUUAUCGACACGCUGCUCAACGACUACGACGUCCACCUUCUGCCACAGUCCGAAGGCGUCAACGUCACCAUCGAACUCCAUGUUCAGGUUCUUCUUCUCACUCUUUUUCCGUUUCGAGACAGUUCGAGCAGCUAUAUUUCCUUUUCUUGUUCAUCAUUAAUUUUUUCUUAUUGUUUUCUCAGUUUUCUUGCCUCGUUAUAAAUAACCGCUUGUUUUUCAAAACGAGAAAAAAACUUUACUUUUUUUUGAAUAGUCGCUCUAUGCUUUUUUUUUUUGAAUGAGAAGCAUGAAAGGCAUUCCUAGCAGAAUGAUUUCCGGGGCCAUUCGUUCUGGCUAUUUUUUUUCAUCAUCGUUUUUUCAACAAAAAGGCGAAUAAAAAGGAUUGCGCUUGAGAAAGAAAAGAAGAAACAUGGAAUGAGUUUUGCAAGAAUUUUUCUAUAACUGUGCAUAAGUUGAACAGCGAAUAUUUUAAGUCUUUUCUUUCGGUUUUCGACUUUUCCAUUGAUUGAAGGCGAUGUUGGCACGUUGUUUAAGGGUGUUUAACGAUAAUUUCUCAACUUUAUUCGCUCAAGCCGUUAUAAUAAAGACGAUCAACUUUUUGUUUAUUCUAUGAUUCAGCAGAGAAUCUUCUCUGAAGACCGAAUAAACUUUUAACUUGUAAACUUACAAUAACAGUUCAUAUAAAGAACUCCAUAAGCCAUUCUAUGUGGUCAGAAGUUUCGUGAUUCUGCCACGUUGGUUUCUUUUUUCUCUCCAAAAUCUUCUUUUCGAAACUGAGUUUCCAGGGCGUUUCGGGAAUCUCUGAGAUCACCGGAGACUUUUCACUCGACGUCAUGUACAGCGAAAUUUGGCAGGAUCCGCGGCUCGCCUUCAAACAUCUUAAUGUCUGCGCCACAAAUAUCACCCUCAAGGUUUUCCUUCCUUUACUCUCCCAAGUUACUGCAACUCGGCCAAAGAAAAAAUGAACAUGAAAGGACUUCUUGGGGAGAAGAACUUCUGAUGUUUUCUACGUCAAUUAUAUUAAUUGGUAGCACUAAUGCACUGGUCACACUCCAAACGCCCUAUUUCUCCUCCAACUGAGAAAAUAGAAAUAGUAAAAACAACAUGAACUUUACAAUUGGCAUAAUUUUUUUGAAUCCAAGGAAGUUCAACUGCUUUUUUUUUUGUCGAGGUGCUGAUUUUCCUUAGGCUUGAAUUAAGUAGAUUUCGACUUGCUUUUUAAUUAUUCGUUCUUUUUUUUCUCUAAAAUGUUUGACUUUCGUAUUCAUAUAAUUUUUUUGCUCUUGAAGGUUUUGAAAAGCUAAACUUGCAAGAAAAGAAAGAAAUAAUUUCCGUAUACCCUCGCACUCGGAGUUCGUUUUCAGUUCGUUCCAAGAUUUCUAUCAGGUGAUACUUAUUUUUUUAUUCGUAGAAUAUUUGAAUACUUGCCAGUGGAUUUUAUAACACCAAUCACGCACAUGUUAAAAAAAUUCAUUUUUUUUUCCGAAUGAAAUAUAAAAUACGUUUUCCGAUGUGACGUUCACUGCGUCUUCUUGAUUGAAACAAAACUUGCAGAUUUUUUUCUUGCAGAAAUUAUUCAGAGGUGUUUCUCAUGACUUCUUCAUUGUAAAAAUUGUUUCGAAAAGUGAUAAGUUUCAAAAGAGAAGGGACUGAAUAACCUAUUUUGGAAAAAGCCGUUUCAGGAGCAUUUUGGAAGAUGUAUUAAAAUCUUCUCGAAGUACAUUCAGAAACCUGCACAUCAAUGUGUUGUUCUUUUAGGCGGUUAUUAAAACCCUUGUCUUUUCAUUGGAACCAAAGUUUUUCAAUGCUGACCGAACGAAUGUUUUUGGAGGAGUUUCGCGUCAAGGGGUUUAGGCCUUGAAAAGAGCCGUGACACGUGGAUCUGAAUGAUGAGCCGGCAACUGCUCGAUUUUUCUCACCUUCUUUUUGCUUCAGCUAGCCACCAACUGCUUCCGACAGUUAAAGCAAAAAUUUGCCGGAAAAUGCAACAGUUUCUUUUCAAAACGGUUCAUAGACAUCAGCAGCACUCAUAUGCACGCUAUAGUAUAUUCACCAAACGCUUGAGCCGCUUUUCAAGUACUCCGGGCUGAAUUUCUAAAUAUUUUCUAACGGAAUUCUUUUUUUUCAGCAAGUUAUUGAGUAAAUUGUUUCACCAUCAAAGUUUGUUUCCCUCAACUGUCAAUAAGGCUUAGGAAACUGUAGUUGAAAAGGAAUCUUUCGAUUAACUAACCAAGAUUUUGAAAAUUCUCAUUCAAACUCAAGUUUUCAGUCAGACUUUCGAAAGAAGAUAUGGACGCCGGACACGUGCAUCAUCAACAGCAAAUCGAGCUCGAUCCACAGCUCGCCCAGUGAGAAUACCUUUGUGAUUCUCUACGAGAACGGACUCGUGUGGAGCAACUUCAGGUGUUUAAAAGUCGGAAAAAAUAAAAUUUUCCCCAAGAAAAUAAAACUUUUUUUGAGUAAAAGAAAAUGUCUCGAUUUCAAGUUAUUAUACUUUAGAAUUUAUGUUUCAGGCUAAGAAAACAUUUUUCAUUUUUUUGUUCACUGAAAAUAAAGGAACUUCUGACCUACAGGGAAAAAUUCUGAAAGAUUAUCUUCAGGUUGAACGUCAAAACACCGUGCAGCGUUAACCUUAAGGUAAGUUUCUGUAUAUAAGGUGAACUUUGUUAUUUAAAAAAAACUGAACUCUUCAAAAUAAUGUUCGUGAUAGAGUGCUGUCUUUUAGCUUUCCUGUGAACUCUAAUCUGUUUUUCGACCCGUUUUUCAAUGAAUGCACCACAAAAUUCAGCCUGAAUCACAACAGCUGAAAUUAAAUUUCGUGAAAAAGCUCGAAACUAAAUUUUCACAAGGGAACAAAAUAACGUUCUUUUUGUCUAGGAAAAAGAGCCGUUUCUUUUCGACUCUCGAGCCAGAAAAAGAGGUUGCAGGAACUCCUCAGACAGCAUUUUGUGCCACUUGGCCUGACAAAUGGGAUGCUUUCCGAAAAAAGAGUUUGGCAAGAGGAAAUGUCCGAAAACAGGGGUGUAGAUGCAAAAUGGCAAUAUGACACACGAUGUAUCCAUCUUAUUCUAAACAUUUCUUCUUCCUGUGGCCAGAUAAAGGGAAAAAAAAACUGGGCAGAAAGCGAAACGAACGCAAUUUUGUCGAAAUUAAUCUUUUUUCAUUUCGCGAAACUGCACAACUGCAAACAUAUGCGUAAAAAACUAUCGAUUUGGAGUGAAUUGUCAAUUUUGUUUUGAAAGUUCUGUCUCAGGUGAAGAACUAACUCCGUUUUGAUCAGGAAAAAAAAGUUCCAUGAGAAUGCUUUUUGAUAGGAAAACAAGCUGAUUAUUAAAUAUUUUUUAACGCUUUCUUUAGUUUACUACAAGCCGCUUGAAGAAAUUUUAGAUGUGGUUUUUUCAAGAAAUUUUUUAAAUUUUUUUUCUGGAAAAUAAUAACUUAAUGACUAUUUGGGAUGUUCACUCACAGUUUUAAUGUUUACUGAAGUAAGAAAUAACUUGCCUAUGAGACGUUUUCAGAUGUUCCCGUUCGACUCUUUGUCAUGUGAAAUAGUGCUGGAGAGCUAUUCUUUCAACACAGACGAAGUUCGGCUGAUGUGGCACGACGUGCCGAUCACCAUGAUGGAGAAGGUGGGCGGCCACGGCUCCUGCGUACCCCAUCUGAAGGUUUCAGGUGGAACUCCCGGACUUCGACCUCAUCGGCUGGUCCACCGACCAUCAACGGCUCGAGUAUCCCAAUGGCAUUUGGGACCGCGCCAAGGUUUCUUUUUUCAUGUACUUCGUUCUCUGCUAGCAAGUCACAGGACCUUUAUGAAUCUAGUUUUUUCAUCGCCCUGCAGAUCAUAAAAAAUUUUUUGGCACAUUUUCUUUAUUUAUUAGCUAAAAGCAACCGUACAUCAGUUAUACCUUUUUAAUUUUCUAUUCCUACAGGUGAAAUUCACUUUUGCACGUCGAUACGGCUUCUAUCUUUUCCAAUCGUACUUUCCAACAUCAUUGACCGUAAUCAGUUCCUGGGUCGGCUUUUUCUUCGACGUUCGCUCCGUUUCAGCCAGGCUCGUUCGAACUUUUGUUUCUUCAUCGCUGACUUGCUACGGUAAAGGUCACAAAUGAUUUCCAUUCUACAUUUUUUGAGUGCCUCUAUCAAGUUUUUUUCAAAAAAAAAAAUCGCGAAAAAAAGUUCGCACAGCUCAGUAAAAUAUUGUGAGCUAAAGAUUUCGUAGAAAAUUUUUGUCUUGUUUUUUUUUCAAUCUGCAAGAAGUGGCAAAUGGGCAACAGUACAUAAAAAAUGGCUCAAAGAAUCAAUUUGUUCCACCUGAUUCAUGAUUUCAAAAAAAUCUCAAUUUAAAAUAAAAAGUUCGACAUUCCGUUCAAAAUUAAGCGCACGUCCCUUGUUUUUGAGGCAGUGACGACUACACUACAUUUAGAAACAGGAGCAAAACUUGUUCAGAAUCACGCUAGGAGUGUCAUCGCUGCUGGCUCUGACCUUCCAGUUCGGAAACGUGCUUCGACAUUUGCCACGGGUCAGCUACAUAAAGUGCCUCGACGUGUGGAUGAUCUUCUCAGUCAUUUUUAUCUUUUGCACUCUCGUUGAACUUGCAAUCGUCUGUCAACUAAACAGGUUUUUCUUCUUGUCAAGCUUCGCUCAUUUCGAAUUCAGAUGGGAGCGGGAACGUCAGAUCGGCUCUAAAGUGCUCGGUCACUGGCUCAACCAAAUUCGGUUCGUUAUUAUUUCUCCAAAUUUGUUUGCUCGCCCUCGCUCAUAUGAAAGAUGCCCCGUUUCUAUUAAUAUGACGUCAUUCACAGCAAUAUUCCUUGUUUGUGUAAAAUAGGGAGAAUGUUCCAGAAAGACGCGGAAGAGCGAGUCCAAGACAGAAACGGUGAGGAAGCGACUUCUGCCGUUGCGGACUUCUGAGGAGAAGCCGCCGCCCAACACACUCAACAUCAACAAAAGUCCUGCUAAUCUCUCGGUGAGGCCUCCUUCGAAUCAAAUGCUCAAGUUAAAUUGCUCCAGAAUGUCCAAUUGCAAGUGCCAGAAAACGAGAGCUACACGUACAGAAAAAGCGAAAGUUUCACACAUCGAAUUCAACGGAUAGUCUACUCGAUUUGUCCCCCAGAUCGAGAUUGGACCAUCACCAGUGUACAGGUGACAAUAAUCCAUAAAAAAAAACGAUGGAAAACCUUCUGCAGGUCGACAGAUGCUCAAUGAUUAUGUUUCCUUUGUCUUUUCUCGUCUUUAACAUCAUGUAAGUUCGAGAAAUGAAAAGGGUCGAAAUUCCAUUCUUCUAGAUACUGGUCGAUUUAUUUUACCAAAAUGGAUCGUCCCAUGUAA
This is a messenger RNA of Caenorhabditis auriculariae, 6310 nucleotides long. The record is from the annotation of a GenBank genome assembly. Lineage: Eukaryota; Metazoa; Nematoda; Chromadorea; Rhabditida; Rhabditidae.